UUCGGUGCCGUCGGCCUUCGGAGCCAUUCAGAGAUUCGCAGGAAAAUGCGCGGGAAAAGCUCCGCACGCAGGCCGGGGGUGUUGAGCUUUUGGGCGAGAUGGUGAGACCAGAGACUUCCCCGGUACGGUUUAUUUGCUUAUAAAUCAGAAAAUCUACUACAAACGACGUCGUUUUCGGUCACAGAGUAUUCAUUGUUGCUGGAGGAACCACGUAAGACAAAAUCAGCCCUGAAUAUUGGUGAUUAUUUCCCGGUGCUACCUCCUUCGCCGGGAAACCAAAUGAUGGCUGCGACGGUGAUAGCAUCUGGCCAGCGACCCUUUUCCUUUCCUGCAAGACCCAAAUUCUUAAAUUCGAUAAGCCCUUCACCCUCUCGACACCACCAACCGUAUAAAGAUGGCAGAACUUGGUCUUCAAUCCCGUUAUCCCUCUCCACUCAAACUUCAGUUGAUUUGCGAACCAUUGCAUGCCACGCGGCUCGCCGGAAGCCCAACACCGCCAGCACCAUCCCUAGCUCUUCCGUAGAGGGCGAAGAUACCAUCCGGCGAGUGCUACAAGUUGCUCUAUGGACCGCCGAGGCCGUUUACAUCUUAUGGCUCUUUCUGCUCCCUUACGCUCCUGGAGAUCCUGUGUGGGCAAUCAGUUCAGAUACAGUGAAUUCUCUUGUGGGUCUUUCUCUAAAUUUCUUCUUUAUCUUGCCGUUCAUGAAUGUUGUUGGUAUUCAUCUGCUGGAAGCCCCAGUUCUGCACCCGGUGUCUGAAGGAUUAUUCAACUUUGUGAUUGGGUGGACACUCAUGUUUGCUCCUUUGUUAUACACUGAUUGCAAGAGAGACAGAUACAAGUGGUCUCUAGACGUUUUAUGGGGUCUGCAAAUGUUCCUCACAAACACAUUCUUAAUUCCCUAUAUGGCUAUCCGGCUGAAUGAGGCUGAUACAGACAGUCCAACAAAACGCUCUCAGCUUGGAACCGUGAUGGUAAAUGGUGCACCCAUAGUAGGAUUGAUCGGUGGGGCUGUGUGCCUGAUUUCCGCACUUUGGGCGCUCUUUGGCCGAAUGGAUGGUGAUUUUGGUAGCAUAGCAGAUAGAUGGCAGUACCUGCUAAGUUACUUGGGAUCUGAAAGGCUGGCUUAUGCCUUCAUUUGGGAUAUAUGUCUUUACACAGUUUUCCAACCUUGGUUGAUUGGUGACAACCUACAAAUCAUCCAGAAAAGCAAGGUAGAUAUAGUGAAUUAUCUUCGAUUUAUCCCUGCUGUUGGCUUAAUUGCCUAUCUUCUUUCUUUGGAGCCCAAAGAAGAGUAGCUAAAAUGCAUUUCCACAUAAGUUAUAGGUAGAUACUAAAACAAAUGAAUAUCUCAGUAUAUGGAAAAGAAAAUAUUCCAUCCCUGAUCUCUGUAAUAGAUAGCUAAUUGAUUUGUAUGACUUUUCACAUUGAUUAAGUUCUUGACAAAUGAAAAAGAUGUGUAAUU
Rubroshorea leprosula is the source of this 1463-nucleotide messenger RNA. Lineage: Eukaryota; Viridiplantae; Streptophyta; Magnoliopsida; Malvales; Dipterocarpaceae. The record is from the annotation of a GenBank genome assembly.